This is a messenger RNA of Cylindrotheca closterium, 1383 nucleotides long. Lineage: Eukaryota; Bacillariophyta; Bacillariophyceae; Bacillariales; Bacillariaceae. The record is from the annotation of a GenBank genome assembly.
AUGGUCCAAAAGAAGAAGAUUUCCAAAGGGACUGGGAAGACGCUGGAAGCCAAGUCUGCUGCCGCCGGGAAGAUCCAAAAGCCAAAACACAACAAAAAGAACGUCGAGACCACAAUCGUCAUUUCGAAAAUGGCGGACAAUGUCCAAAAGAUUAUGGAAACCACCACCGACGGUAGCAUCAAGAAAGGCAAACAAGAAAAGGGCUUAAACGAUGGAACUGCGAAUAAAAACGAAAAUAAAGACGACAAAAAAAGGAAAGCUAACAACCAAAAGAAGAACAAGAAUCAGGAGAAGAAUCAGAGCAAGAGCAACAAUAAGAAACAAAAGAAGAAUCCUGAUACUGGAAACAAGGGAAAGAAAGCAGACAAUAAGGAGAAGAAAGAACCCUCCAACAACGAAGACGGCGGCGACAACGAACAGAAAUGGAGCAAAAGUAAAAAGAAACGACUGAGGGGCUUGAAGGCCAAACAAAAUAGGAAGCAACAAAAACAGGAUCAAGUGGAUUAUUCGUCAAAGUCCCCCGCUUCCAAACAAGAGCUUGGUACUGAUGCCGCGACCGAAUCUUCUACUCCCACGAGCACUGGAUCCAAAUUGCAAAAUGCCUUCAAGGCACGGUUGAGUGGGUCUCGAUUUCGGAUUCUUAAUGAAGAACUCUACACCAAAGAUUCCAAGGAUUCCUUUGCUCGCUUUUCACAAAACCCAGAACUCUUUGAACAAUACCACGAGGGGUUUCGGCAUCAAGUUGCUAGUUGGCCAGUCAAUCCGGUCGAUGUAAUUGUCCGGUGGAUUGUCAAUCGAUACAGCAGUCAAAUCGAAAAUCAACAUCGGAACAAGAAGAGCCAAGUCGCAGUGGCCGAUUUUGGAUGUGGCGAUGCCCAAUUGGCUAAAGAUUUGAUGAAGCGGCAUCCAGAUGCCUUUCAAAUUCAUUCCUUUGAUUUGGUCUCGCACAAUAAUCCAGAAUUAGUCACUGCCUGUGACAUGGCCAAUGUUCCUUUGAAAGACAAAUCGGUCGAUGUGGUAGUCUUUUGUUUGGCCCUCAUGGGGACCAAUUUGGCUGACUUUAUUCGGGAAGCCCACCGUGUAUUGAAAGACAAUGGCCGAGUACAGAUUGCCGAAGUCCGAUCAAGGAUUGAAUACAGUCAUGGUCGUAGUAGCAAUAACAAAAAGGGCGGAGACAGCAACAACAACAAGGAUGAUAAUGACAGUAGUCUGACUGGGACUCUGGAUGAGUUUGUUCAAGUUCUAUCCCAACUUGGAUUUGAAUCUGCCAAGACGGAUCGAUCCAACAAAAUGUUUCUCUUUUUGGAACUGAAAAAGAAUGGCAAGGCACCCAACAAAAAGUUGGAAUUUUCUGCCAAACCUUGUAUCUACAAGCGCAGAUAG